Xenopus tropicalis (tropical clawed frog) is the source of this 3947-nucleotide messenger RNA. RefSeq names its product ERBB receptor feedback inhibitor 1 (gene errfi1). The record is from RefSeq and is marked provisional. The transcript is spliced from 4 exons. The coding region runs from base 185 to 1399 and encodes 404 amino acids. Lineage: Eukaryota; Metazoa; Chordata; Amphibia; Anura; Pipidae.
CUGCGGCCACAGGGAUAUUAGUAACGCGGCACGGAGAAGGGAUUGUUGGGCAGCGCCGGCACUGAGAGAAAAUGAGCUGACCUAUUGGAUUACUGAACUGUAUGGAACUGUAAGUUGAAGGAAUGACAGCUGCUCAUACAUCAGGAGUACUUUAUGAAUAGAAGGAGUCAGCAAAGAAUACAAAAUGACAACUGCUGGUAUUGCAACACAAGAAACCCAGGUCCCAUUGAAACAUGGGUUCGUGCAUAGUGGACAAGGCAUGAUGGGUUCCAAUUCAUGCUGGACAAACCAUCGUCAUUUUGAAAAUCCAUACUCUCUAAGCUGCAGUUUAAGGACACCUAGUCAGCAUAUAUCAACCAUUGGCCACAUUUCAAGGCCAAUAAUGAAUGGACAUUGCUAUUCUGAAAAUUGUAUGAAUGUACAUUUGAAAAAAACGGGGUUACUUCAACUUGGCAUACCAAUUGUAGAGGAUUUAUCUACAAACUAUGUAGAAGAUCACAUUGUUUCCUCCUUGAAAAAACUAUCAAUGAACGGUGGAUCUGGUAGUGAAAAAACACCUCCACUUACACCUGUCAAAAUUGGACCACCACAGUUUUCUGCCAUCUCAUCACACGAUCGAAGUUCAAGGCCGCUUCCUCCACUUCCAAUAUCAGAAGAUUGUUAUUUAGAUGAUGCAGACAGUGAGGUAGAAUUCUUCACAAGUUCUGAUACAGACUUGCUUUUACAAGAUAGACCUUUAGCCUUUAAGUAUGGAGUUCCAAGCAGGCGAAGCUUCAGGGGAUGUGGACAAAUAAACUAUGCCUAUUGUGAUGCACCAUCUGUAAAUAAACCAACAGAUGAGAGUCCAGCAUCUAACCAAAAUGGGCGUACACACAGCUCAAAACCUCAGAAAUCUGAGCAAAGCCACAGGAAGCUACGGCGAUCUCAUUCAGGACCAGCUGGAUCUUACAAUAAACCUGCAAUUCGUAUAGGAAGCCAUAUAAAUAGGACUUCCCCUAAUUCUGAUGAAGAAAAACCUGAAGUUCCACCAAGGAUUCCCAUACCUCCUAGGUCACUAAAACCUGAUCACAGGAGGUGGUCAGCAGAAGUUUCUUCAAACACGUACAGUGAUGAAGAUAAGCCGCCUAAAGUGCCACCAAGGGAACCUCUUUCAAGAAGUAACUCUCGUACCCCAAGCCCAAAAAGUCUGCCAUCAUACCUCCAUGGGAUAAUGCCCCCAACACAGAGCUUUGCACCUGAUCCAAAAUAUGUCAGUAGCAAGCCUUAUCAAAGACAAAAUAGUGAGGGAUCUGCCAGUAAAGUCCCUUGUAUUUUGCCCAUUAUUGAAAAUGGUAAGAAGGCCAGUUCUACGCAUUAUUAUCUUCUUCCAGAGACAUCCUGCUUAAUGGGACAGAUAUAAAAUGAACUAUAUGGAAUCGAGACUGAGGCAAAGAAGCAGUUUUCUUCUAGUGACAGUAGCAUAUCUUUGAGUUCACCAAAGUCAGAUGUAAAGAGUAAUAUAGACCUGGCUAACCAUGCAAAGUAUAAACACUUUUUCUGAUGUAGUUUCUUUGUAAGUUGUGGCAGGAAUGCCCUAGAAAGGUCAUAACAAUAUCUUCAGAAUGUUACAUAAAAUUUUGUACACUGACUUGUAGAGAAAGCUAAAAAAAAUACUGCUCAUAGAGAGGAAGUAUGUACAAUAAGCUUCAGGUUAUGCUCUUCUAUUCUUCAAACAGAUAAAGGUUUGAUUGAAGCAGAGCCGAAGCCACACUGGGCCUGCAAAUGUCUGCCCGAUUAAUGUACAAGGCCUUCUGUCAUAAAAACCAAAUGAUGGAUAGGCAUGGAACUGCUAAGUCAAUGCUGAACAAUUAUUUACUGUAACUUGCUUAGAGGAGGGUUUUUGUUGGUCUGGGGGUUUUUGCAGUUACAAACGAAAGAAAAAGGACUGUUGUGUAGUUAAAAUAGAGCAAUCUCGUGAAGGAAUAGAGCAGUAUUUGUAUAUCCUGCCUUUGCGUUUAACACUUUCUGAUCAUGUUCAAAACUUUUAUUCCAUAAUUGUGAAUUUCUCAAACUGAAUAACACCAUUCUUAAAUUAGCUGUUACUGCAAAUGCCCAACAGGCUCUGUAAUGUUCAUAUAUUCUCAGUGCUGAGAAAAGCUAAAGAUAAAUGGAAUUUCACAAAGAUCUGUCCAUAACACCUUUUCUCUUUCUACUCUUUUUAUGGACAGUUGGCACAUGCUUGCGUCUGUUUUGAAUAGUUGGCAACAUCUACUCAAUGCAUGUCAGAAGGUCCAUCGAAAAAAUAUGAAGAAAAUUCAGUGUUUUUCCCCCCCCUAAUGUUCAGAUAGUGUUUAUUCUUAGUUGCCAGUAAAUUCACUCACUUUAACUGUUAAUUCUGAUUUUUUUACUAGUGUGUUGUUAAGAAUAUGAUGCACAAGCUGGACUUGUGUUACUGUCAUCUAUUCAGUAUUUUUUCAUCCUUUCAUAUUCCCUAAGCAAACCUUUAUUAGUAGGGGCAAAUAACGCAAGCAGUAGUGUUCAGGCAUCUCAAACUCUUCCCUCCUGAAAGUAGUUGGGAGAAAGCAGGUGUUUGUGGGAUAAGAAUUUGGUAUUCCUGAUAUUUUCCAUGUUGGACUUGUCUGUUUUGUGUGCAUAUUUGUCCAUGCACGUCUUGUCUGCCUCUGCCUCUUUGUCUGUAUGAGGAAAUAUUAACUAGUCUGUGACUAGUGAUGAAAAACAUAAUUUAUUUGGUUAGUUCCCUAUAAAUUGUAAAGACCUGGCUGGUCAUUGUUGUUGACACAUUUUUGGCCUAGUUUUUUCAGGUUUAUUACCAAGAACUAAAAAAAUAAAACUAUUGUCCUGGUUAGGAGCAUCACCUUUCACCCUUACUUAACUGGGCUGCAUGUAUGGCCAGCGAUUAAGUCAUGGAUGUCUGCCCUGUGACUCUCAUGCUAUUUAGCUCCAACUUGUGGUGCCCACCAACAGUUCAGCAGCCAAGGAACUACAGGUUGGACAUCCCUAAAUGACAGGUUCAGGUUUACCAAUUAUGCCAUUAAUUACUGACACUAGGGCUAGUACCCAAUGAAGUCUUAGUAAUUAAAGGGAUGAAACCCUUAUCUAGCUUUGUCCAGGAACAGUCAAUCACCCAGCUACUUAAAGGUGGCCAUAAACAGGCUAACCCAUAAUGCACCUAUUGGCCUGUGGGAUACUACACAAGGGGCUAUACCCACUUUUCUGUUAUUCUGUUUGUUUGGCUUUCCAUCCAAGUGACAGGAAUUGCAGGAAGGAAAAAGGAGAUCUUCACUUCCUUUCUGUUGGCCAACAGAAAUUUUCCGACACGACAGAUAAUCUUCGAUCCUGCAAAAUUACAGGAUUAUAUGUCCACAUGGCCUCCAAUUUGCCAUUUGUUCCCACAUGGUGGGACAUAUGUUUGAUAUCAGUCAAACUGCCCAACAAAAUCUUGAGUGUAUGGCCAGUUUAAGAGGCCAGUGUAAUUAACCCAGAAGAGAAGUUGAAGGCUUGUUAGUAUAUUGCCAAUAAUGAAUGUGCCUUUCUAUAACAAAGCUGCUUUCUAUGUCUAUAUUUUCACAGACUGCUUUUUUUUCCAUUUUAAUUCAGUGGGAGGAAAUUUGGGGUGAUUUAGCAGUUUUCCAUCUCAGUCUGUAGAAUGUCGUAACUGUAAUAGAAGAGGUGCUGCUGUCUGAAACAGGUUCAACACUUUAUUUGUCUGUCUUCAUUAUCCAGUGAUACACAUGCUGUUUACAGUUUGAAAUGGAUGGAUGUUGUGUAACAGCUAUUUAAGUUGCUAUGUUGUACUACAAACUAAAUGAAGGUAUAAAUGUUAUGCUAGAGUAAAUGCACUGAUAUAACUGCAUAUGUACAGUAUUUGACAAGGAAUGAUUUUUGCUUUUUUUAAUACUGUGUGUUAUGUCUUUUGAAAUUAAUAAAACUAUAAUAUUUAUGACACA